This is a messenger RNA of Panthera uncia (snow leopard), 3701 nucleotides long. RefSeq names its product RAB5B, member RAS oncogene family (gene RAB5B). The record is from RefSeq and is a predicted model, not a curated record. NCBI's taxonomy places the organism in Eukaryota, Metazoa, Chordata, Mammalia, Carnivora, Felidae. The transcript is spliced from 6 exons. The coding region runs from base 467 to 1114 and encodes 215 amino acids. Gene Ontology annotation, molecular function: GTP binding; GTPase activity.
UACUUUCAACCCGCCUUGCCUGCCAUUCAAGUUCCGAAUUUUCCCAGUACUGGUUAAAUCUUCACUUGGACCCGCCUCCAUCACUCACCUGAUUAGAUGUUUAUGAGUCAGAAGGCGGGGUCAUGAGGGCGUCGAGAUGUUAUUGGUUGAUAUGUACGCCUGUCAGCAGUGCACCGCCCCCUGUCUCAGAAAGCUAGUUCCUUACUGGCUCCUCACUUCGUCCAUCUUCGAGGUUUCCCUCUCUCUAUUGGUCCGGAGCCCCGCCUGUCCAGUCCCUCGCUGGUACCCGUUGGUGACGGCGCCGGAAGAGGCCCGCCUUUCUCCAGAGGAUUGGCGGAUUAGUGCAUACAUCGCCCACCCUUGGUGGACUGUUGAAGCCUGAAGUCCCCUCCCCUUCCCCCUUCCCCCUUUGCCGCUUUGUGGCAUCCCCCCUCCCUCCACCCUUUCCCAUUCGGAUAAUCUAGCCAUGACUAGCAGAAGCACAGCCAGGCCCAAUGGGCAGCCCCAGGCCAGCAAAAUAUGCCAGUUCAAAUUGGUCCUGCUGGGUGAAUCUGCAGUGGGGAAGUCUAGUCUGGUAUUACGUUUUGUCAAAGGGCAGUUUCAUGAGUACCAGGAGAGCACCAUUGGAGCGGCCUUCCUCACCCAGUCUGUUUGUCUAGAUGACACAACAGUCAAGUUUGAGAUUUGGGACACAGCUGGGCAGGAGCGAUACCAUAGCUUGGCCCCCAUGUACUACAGAGGUGCCCAAGCUGCCAUUGUGGUUUAUGACAUUACUAAUCAGGAAACCUUCGCUCGAGCGAAGACAUGGGUAAAGGAACUACAGCGACAGGCCAGUCCUAGCAUCGUUAUUGCCCUGGCGGGGAACAAAGCUGACCUGGCCAAUAAGCGCAUGGUGGAGUAUGAAGAGGCCCAGGCGUAUGCAGAUGACAACAGCUUAUUGUUUAUGGAGACUUCAGCCAAGACAGCUAUGAACGUGAAUGAUCUCUUCCUGGCAAUAGCUAAGAAGCUGCCAAAGAGCGAACCCCAGAAUCUGGGGGGUGCAGCAGGCCGAAGCCGGGGUGUGGAUCUCCAUGAGCAGUCCCAGCAGAACAAGAGCCAGUGUUGUAGCAACUGAGGGGGUGGCUAGCAGCAAACAAGUAUGGAGCUAGCACGAGAGCUAAGAAAUAACCUCCAUCCCCACCCCUCAGCACACAGCCCCUACGGUAACAGCACACUGAGCCCUGGCUCCCAAGGGCUGCCUCCUGACAGCUCCGUCAUGGCACUUUUUAACGCUUCAGCAACCAACACCAGGCAGCUGUUGCCACUGGCCUCCUACCCCUACUCUGGGGCUUGGGGGUCAGAUCCCCCAGGACUUACCUUCCAAAACAAACUUUCUUCACUUUGUAUUAUAGGUGCAAGACAGUGACCUACUUAUCUUUCCUCCUCCUCCUCCUCCUCCUCCUCCUCCUCCUCCUCCUCCUCCUCAUUUUUCCAGAAAACAUUUUUUUGUCUCCUGCCCCUUCCCCUUCUGCUUUUGGUCAAUCCCUGUUCUUGAUCCCCUUUUCCUCCUCUCCCCAGGAUGGAGAAGGUGGUGAACCCAGGAACUGAGGAAGGAGGUUUCCAGUUCAGUCACAUUAAAGGGCCCUGGGGGAGAGUAAGGCUCAGAGCGGGAGGGAGUAAGGAAACCUUUCCUUUUUGUUUUUGUUUGGUUGGAGUUUCUCGUAUUUGAAAACACUGCAGUCUCCAUGAGUUGGCCUUGUGGAGGGUGUUUCUAGGUAGAGAUGAGAACGGGAAGGCAAGCUCUCGGGUACCAGGUGGGAGUUGUGUUGUUAGCUAACUGGGCGGAGGUAGAGGAGGUGGAGAUGCAGUGUCACCUGUGGCUCUGGAACUGUUCCAAGGCCUGAUUUCCCCCUCACCCAGCCUCUUAGGUAGCUUCUCCCCCAUAGUGGGGGAGACUCUGGACCCCAGAGUCCUCCAAAGAAUCUUCACUGGUUGCCUGCAUCUUUGGCUCUGCUGUGAUCUAAUUAGAGGAGGGACCAGUUUCUGAAUCCCAUCCUCUGAUUUAUACAUAUGCAUUUUUUUCUCUGGCCUUUAGAUGGCCUCAGCCCCAGCCACUAUAUUCCCCUGCAGUUUGCACUUUAAUUGGUGGUAGUUCAGUUGGGAUACUUGUUUUAUGGGGGUUUUGAUUGAUUUACCUGCCCUCUCACCUUUUUAAUUAAAUGGAACCCAAGGUAGUAUAUAUAUGAGGUUUGGGGAGGGGCUGUAGAGAACAGGACCAGUGGCAGCUACUUAAGUCCAGUCUCCAUUGCUUGCUUCCUCCAGCUCUGACUCUUAACCUAUAUUCUUGCCAACCUAGCUCUCAAGUAUAGGUUUGCCUUUCCUGGGGAAUUAACUGAGCAACUGGAGAGUGGUCUCGGGAUAGCCUAGGCCAUUGUAUGGGAGUGAAGAGGGGUGUCAGGCAGGAGGGAGGAGUUUUCUAUCCUUUCCUAGGGUUCACAUUCAAUUUGAUCCAACCAUUACUGUGUCUUUUCUACUUCCCUGUAAAUAGGUAUGAUCUUUAUUCCCAUUGUACAGUCUGUUCUGUCCUCUACCUCCCAUCAAUCAGGCCCUGUUUCUUUUCUCCUUUGUUAGUAUCUUCCAUUUAGUCCCUCAAUUCUUAUCCUCAUACUCACCCCCAGCCAGUGGUUUAAUCCAUGUACCACUAGAAGUUAAUACCACAGGCCUACUUGUGGACCCCUCAAAUCAUAACACCUGUUCCUGUGGACAGGGAACAACUGCCACUGAAGGUCCAUCACAGCUGUCUCACGUCACCAGAGGAUGUUGGUCCCUUCUAAAUCUCUAGCCACUCUUCUUGGCCUCUCUCAUCUGGUGUUCUAGCAUAUCUUUGUGAAGCCAUCAAGGCAAGAGAGAGCUCUAAACUCCUUCUUGUUCCAGCCCAGAAUUUUGGGAAAAUUGGGGGAAGUAAGAUAGGAAAGGUCACAGUGACCUAGGAUUGGAACCUUUCUACCCUUUGAUUUGCAGACUGCCCUCUGUCCCAGAGCAGCUGAGAAAUCCUUGAAGCUGAGAUUCCGAAGGACCCAGCUUAGGUUCUUCCACUUAGGCCUCAAUUCCCUUCCUUUUCUAGGGGCAGCCUUAGUUCCCGUGGCCCUGAAACACAUAUAUUUUUCUCUUCCUUUCCCAGCACCCACUAGCCCCCCAAAGCACCCAGUGCAUCCUUAUAAGUGGAAGAACUAGGAUCGUUCUCUUAAAUUCCUUAGAAAUGAAGGGGUUUUUUUUUUGUUUUUUUUUCUCUGUGCAUCUUUCCCCCUGGAAUGGGAGUGAAGUGGUUCAUUGCCUUGGGGCUGGGAAACCAUUUCUCCAGGCUUUUUCUCCCCUCCCCAGCCCCCUUAGGAACAGGAUUGGCCUUAGCUUUUAGGCCUAUCUGCUGCUUUCCUUCUACUUCCUACCAGUUCUUCUGCUUUCCUUUGAGCUUUCUUGGGCUUGGGGAUCUUAGUUUUUAUUUCCCAGCUCUUCAUUUUUUUUCUUCCCUUCUGAUCAGUUGUUUUUUUUUUUAGGCGGGGGUGGGGGGGUGUCCUUUUUUUUUUUUUCUUCUAAGAAAGCAUUUGCCUUUUUUCCCUUUUCUUCCUCUCCCAACAUAACAAUCGUGGUAACAGAAUGCGACUGCUGAUUUACCGAUGUAUUUAAUGUAAGUAAAAAAGGAAAAAAAAAAAAAAAGAAAAGUG